CCGAGGGGGGACCUUGCGCUGAAAUACACAACAAUGCACAUUUCCUGUCGAUUGUAAUUUUAUGGAAUGUCUAAAGAAAGCGUAGCUUGUGAUUCUGCAAUGUAGCUUUUGAAAUAUUGGCGAUCUGUCACUUUGCUAGACGUUCGAAUGGAAAUAUAAGGUUGGCAAAAAGUUGUGGGACCAAAGGUUGUUUUUCUGUGCAUGGACGGAAAGCCAAUGCGCAGGGGUACAAGUGCACGCCCAGACAAUACCGGAAUGGACAUCACCGCACGCUGCACACUGGGUGACCCCAACAAGCUCCCGGAGGGUGUGCCCCAGCCGGCACGCAUGCCCUAUGUGUCGGACAAGCACCCUCGCCAGACGUUAGAGGUCAUCAAUCUGCUACGCAAGCACAGGGAACUGUGUGAUGUCGUGUUGGUGGUUGGCGCUAAAAAGAUAUAUGCCCACAGGGUGAUCCUGUCGGCCUGCAGCCCUUACUUCAGGGCCAUGUUCACAGGCGAGCUGGCUGAGAGUCGGCAGACUGAGGUUGUGAUCCGGGACAUUGACGAGCGGGCCAUGGAGCUUCUCAUUGACUUUGCCUACACUUCGCAGGUUACUGUAGAGGAGGGCAACGUGCAGACGCUGCUGCCCGCCGCUUGUCUGUUACAACUGGCUGAGAUUCAGGAGGCUUGCUGCGAGUUUCUCAAGCGUCAGUUGGACCCCUCCAAUUGCCUGGGUAUCCGUGCAUUUGCUGACACCCACUCCUGCCGCGAGCUGCUGAGGAUAGCUGACAAGUUUACACAGCACAACUUUCAAGAGGUGAUGGAGAGUGAGGAGUUCAUGCUGCUUCCAGCCAACCAGCUGAUAGACAUUAUCUCCAGCGAUGAACUGAAUGUGCGAAGUGAAGAGCAGGUUUUUAACGCAGUCAUGGCCUGGGUCAAGUACAGCAUUCAGGAGCGCCGGCCACAGCUGCCACAGGUCCUCCAGCAUGUUCGUCUUCCUCUUCUGAGCCCUAAAUUUCUGGUGGGAACGGUGGGAUCAGACCCUCUCAUCAAAAGUGAUGAGGAGUGCAGAGACCUGGUUGAUGAGGCAAAGAACUACCUCCUCUUGCCCCAAGAGCGACCUCUAAUGCAAGGGCCAAGAACACGGCCCCGGAAGCCCAUCCGGUGUGGAGAAGUGCUGUUUGCAGUUGGAGGGUGGUGCAGUGGGGAUGCCAUUUCCAGUGUGGAGCGAUAUGACCCACAGACCAACGAGUGGCGCAUGGUGGCUUCCAUGAGUAAGAGGCGCUGUGGAGUGGGGGUCAGUGUCCUUGAUGAUCUUCUCUAUGCUGUCGGCGGCCAUGACGGGUCCUCAUAUCUCAACAGUGUGGAAAGGUAUGACCCCAAGACCAAUCAGUGGAGUAGUGAUGUGGCUCCCACCAGCACGUGCAGGACCAGUGUGGGUGUGGCUGUCCUGGGAGGGUAUCUGUACGCGGUAGGGGGCCAAGAUGGAGUAUCGUGUCUCAACAUUGUUGAAAGAUAUGACCCCAAGGAGAACAAAUGGACACGCGUGGCCUCGAUGAGCACCAGGCGCCUGGGUGUAGCCGUGGCUGUACUGGGGGGCUUCCUCUAUGCAGUGGGAGGCUCUGAUGGCACGUCCCCUCUCAAUACAGUGGAGAGGUACAAUCCACAAGAGAACCGCUGGCACACCGUCUCUCCCAUGGGCACCAGGAGGAAACACCUAGGCUGUGCAGUGUACCAGGACAUGAUCUACUCUGUAGGCGGUCGUGACGACACCACCGAGCUGAGCAGUGCCGAGCGCUACAACCCCAGGACCAACCAGUGGUCACCUGUUGUAGCUAUGACUUCAAGACGUAGUGGGGUUGGACUAGCGGUGGUAAAUGGUCAGUUAAUGGCUGUGGGUGGCUUUGAUGGGACAACAUAUCUUAAAACAAUAGAGGUCUAUGAUCCUGACGCUAACACAUGGAGACUCUACGGUGGAAUGAACUACAGGCGACUUGGAGGAGGGGUUGGUGUUAUCAAAAUGACUCACUGUGAAUCCCACAUAUGGUAACGCCACCAGUUUAAAGGACUCACCGUCGCUUGUGCCUCUGAAAGAAACAUUGUUUAUCGUGCAAGGAAGGAAGACUAUAUUAACUUUAACUCAUCCACAGCCGUGUAAUUGGCAAGCCAAGGAAAUGUCUUGAGUGACUACAAGAUGUGUCAAGUCUGGAAGGCUUCUCAUCUAGUAGUCUAUGGUUCAUCUCUCUAUUCUGUACUUCCUGUAUUAUGACUUGACACGCCAAGCCAGCCAAGGCCAAGAGGAACCAACUGAAUAUGCCUGCAUCAAUCACAUGAGGAACUAUUAUUUAUGACAUCACUGCGGCAAACACUUAAUUUCCCCUUUUUCUGUUACUGAAAUGGAAUGAUGCAGCUGCACUUUAGGAUACAGUUCAGACUUUUGCUGUGUGACCUGUUAUACUAUACCAACAUUGAGUUUACAUUUAAAUAUUAAAUGGGGCAUGACGAAGAAUCAUCAAAGUGAACUGAUGUUUAACUGAAAAUGUAGGAUGUGGUCGCAUUGCUUCUCCUGAUCUUCAUUGUGAAUAGUUUAACUUGUUAGGCAGUUGUUUGAAUCUCCUCUAAAUUGAAUGCACUGUGAUUAUAAUUAUUUUAGAAUAUUUUAUUUUUUGGCUGUUUUUAUUGGAGGUAGACACUGAGCAUAACCUGGAGUUCUAUAUUCACAACUGUGGGUCAAUUGUUGGCCGACUAAGAUGUUAGCACUGUGCUGCUUACACAAUAUUAUACUGAGUAUACCAAGUAUUAAGAACACCUUCCUAAUAAUGAGUUGCACCAUACCAUGUUCGAAGGCACUUAAAUGUUUUCUCUUUUCCACCAUCAAUGGCACACAUACACUAACCAUGUCUCACAUCUUAAAAAUCCUGUUUCCUCCCCCUCAUCUAUACUGAUUGAAGUGGAUUUAACAAGUGACACCAAUAAGAGCUUGAACCUGGAUUCACCUGGUCAGUAUGUAAGGGAAAGAUUAGGUGUUCUUAAUGUUUUAUAUACUCAGUGUAUAUAACUGUUUCAUACAAGAUUGUUAUUGUCCAUUCAAGGCUGGAUAACAGUUGAUAUUAUUUUAGGAGCAACUCCUUGACACAUGGCUUGUGCGUUUAACAUUAUAUGACACAUUUCUGAGACAGUCUUGCACUUUAAUCUAUUAUAGAUUAUUCUUGAGGAAUGAGUUGCAUUGUGGUUAAUCUAAAACACAGUAAGGAAUAAUAAACCGGUUGAUGUAUUAUG
Molecule: messenger RNA, 3260 nt
Organism: Oncorhynchus masou masou (cherry salmon)
Lineage: Eukaryota; Metazoa; Chordata; Actinopteri; Salmoniformes; Salmonidae
Product: kelch-like protein 20
Exons: 11
Coding region: 202-2031 (609 amino acids)
Molecular function (GO): protein binding
Source: RefSeq, a predicted model, not a curated record